AUGGACACGCUCAAUAGGGACUGUCUCUCGCAAAUAUUCCUCAAUCUCGAUUUCAUAGAACGAGUUCGUCUGGAGCACGUAUGUCGUAUGUUCCACUAUGUUCUACAGCAACAAUCCACCUUUUCUGACAGUGUUAACUUGGAUAUUUCACAAUUUCUGAUUAGUACCUCCACAGACUAUUAUCAGCAGGACAGCCUCAGCUUUCUUCCGACGGUUGUUGGAGUAAUCGAGCGCUGCGGUCUUUACGUACAACACCUCACCUUCGGUCAACGAUGGUUGCGCAUUUCGCAGCCAAUAAUCGACUGUAUUGCCAACAACUGCAUACGACUGAGCGUCGUAGAUCUCGGAGCAGUGAUUCUCAACGCCGAUCUGAGUCCACUCUUAGAAAAAAUCGCGCCACAAUUGCAAGAAUUUUCACUCGAAGAAACUAGCUGGGUCAACAUUGAAUGUGCUGAGAAGGUGCAAAACUAUUUCGAAUCAAUGAAGAAGCUGCGGAAGCUCAACUUGCGUUCGGCUAUGUUUCAAGUUACUCGUCUGGCAGAAUUACCGACAACUCUUCGAUACCUGGAGAUCGGAGGAGCCCACUCAUUCCCCCCAGAAAAUAUGCUGGAAUUCUUGCAAAGCCAUGAUCAACUUGAAGAGUUCUAUGCGUCUCCCGUGCCGGUGCUUGAUGAAGAGAUAAUCGCUGCUAUCGGAUCACUGAAUAAUCUGCGACAUCUCUCUCUUGGCCAUUCGUACAACACCGACCUGCACUUCGACGAGCUAGGCAACCUAACCAAGUUGGAGUCACUUAGAUUGAAUGAUGUGUUUGGUCUGACCGAGACGUCUCUACAACAGAUUUUGUCGAGACUGCAGAACUUGGAGCGACUUGCACUGGUCAAUUGCAAGAACGUAUUCGACUAUACAGCCCUUGGCAGUUGUGGACGAUUACAAUCUCUUGAAAUUCGGAACACUAUGCAACUUGCCAAUGAAGACAUACUCGCCCUCUGUUCACAUGGAAAUCUUCAAACGACUCGUGCUUUCAAACUGUUUCAACCUUUCAUCUCGUGGAGUGAACAUUGCACUGAUGCGAUGUCAGUUGAAAGAGUCAAUAAAUGUGCCCGAGUUACCGAUGAGAUGAUGUACACGCUGGCGUCAACACAACGGGAACUAGAAUACAUUUCAAUUCAGGAGUGCCUAUCGAUUACCAGGUAG
Molecule: messenger RNA, 1194 nt
Organism: Cooperia oncophora
Lineage: Eukaryota; Metazoa; Nematoda; Chromadorea; Rhabditida; Trichostrongylidae
Source: the annotation of a GenBank genome assembly